Orcinus orca (killer whale) is the source of this 4280-nucleotide messenger RNA. It is a transcript of the gene TSPAN18, whose product is annotated as tetraspanin 18. The record is from RefSeq and is a predicted model, not a curated record. Lineage: Eukaryota; Metazoa; Chordata; Mammalia; Artiodactyla; Delphinidae. The transcript has 10 exons. The coding region runs from base 477 to 1223 and encodes 248 amino acids. Gene Ontology annotation, cellular component: membrane.
AGGUGGGGCCGGCGGGCGGGCGGCUGCAGCUGCCGCCGGCGUCUCGGGGGCUCCAGGCUGCGGGGCGGACGCAGCGCCUAGUGAUCCACCGCGGAGCCGCGCGAGGCCGCCCGAGCCCGAGCCCGAGCCCCGAGCGAGCGCCGCCGCCGCCUCUCGCCAGCCGGUCCCCGGACGCGCCGCCGCCGCCACAGCCGGGAAGGCAGCCGGUGCCUAGCAAGUUGCGAGUGCGCUUCUCCGCCCGGGGAAAGUUUCCCCCGCGGCCGCCGACUGGAGUUGGCGCGGGAUCCGGCCACUGCCGCUGGAAGAGUUUAUCCUGAAGCUACCAUCAGAAAGAGACUUCAAGAGAAUCUUGACACCCCUGAAAGGAAAAGACACCAGUUGAAAGAGGACAAGCUGGGCCAAUAACAGAAAUAUACAGGAACCCCUCUGACCAAGAGACUGUCCCGCUGACAUCAGAACUGCCCAGGGGGAGCACCAUGGAAGGCGACUGUCUGAGCUGCAUGAAGUAUCUGAUGUUUGUGUUCAAUUUCUUCAUAUUUCUGGGUGGGGCCUGCCUGCUGGGCAUCGGCAUCUGGGUCAUGGUGGACCCCACCGGCUUCCGGGAGAUCGUGGCCGCCAACCCCCUACUCAUCACGGGCGCCUACAUCCUCUUGGCCAUGGGGGGCCUGCUUUUUCUGCUCGGCUUCCUGGGCUGCUGCGGGGCCGUCCGGGAGAACAAGUGUCUGCUGCUGUUGUUCUUCCUGUUCAUCCUGAUCAUCUUCCUGGCGGAACUCUCGGCGGCCAUCUUGGCCUUCAUCUUCAGGGAGAACCUCACCCGCGAAUUCUUCACCAAGGAGCUCACCAAGCACUACCAGGGCAACAACGACACAGACGUCUUCUCUGCCACCUGGAACUCUGUCAUGAUCACAUUUGGUUGCUGUGGGGUCAACGGGCCUGAAGACUUUAAGUUUGCAUCAGUUUUCCGACUCCUGACUUUGGAGAGUGACGAGGUGCCGGAGGCCUGCUGCCGGAGAGAACCCCAGAGUCGGGACGGGGUCCUGCUGAGCAGGGAGGAAUGCCUCCUGGGAAGAGACCUGUUCCUGAACAAGCAGGGCUGUUACACGGUGAUCCUCAACGCCUUCGAAACUUACGUGUACCUGGCCGGAGCCCUCGCCAUAGGGGUGCUGGCCAUCGAGCUUUUUGCCAUGGUCUUUGCCAUGUGCCUCUUCCGGGGCAUCCAGUAGAGGGUGUGGCCUGAAGAUUGAAGACUCACCCCACCCACCACUGCCCACCACCCAAUGCCCUCCCUUCCCCCUCGCCCCUGCCCUCUUGGCCCCGGGGGAGGAGGUGAGGCCAUGAUGAGUGGCUAGGAAAUGGGGCAGAGGAAAAUAGCUAUUUUUUUAACAAAAAAAUGAAGGCAAGAAUAUGGACUGAUGUAGCCCAUCUGGACUCCGGAACGGGCGCCAUGGGGUUCUCCGCGGGGGCCCGGGCACCUGAACCCAGGAUGCAGCCUGCACUAGAGACCAAAGCAACACCAGGGCCAGGCCCCCUCCUUGCUGCCGCCAGAUGUGGCAGCCCGGGACCUGCGCCCUCAACUCACAGCUUCAGGAUCUGGUGCCAAGGAAGUAAUAAGGAUUUAGGCAAGAAGGAGGCAAAAGAAAAUUGUGGAGAAGUUGGCAAAGCCCAGGGGCGCCGAGGAGAUCUGGUCACCAUGUCCUUGAGGACUUGGAAUCUACGUGGAGUCCCCGGUCCUCCGAGGAUGGAGUUGUCCCUGCCUCAGGCUGGGGCCAAGAGUGGGCUGCAGAUGCUGGAUCCAAGGAUGGCCCAGCCGGUAGGGUCCGUGCUUCCCCAUCUGUUGGAGCAAAUAAUCUGGAAAGCCCAGAGAGGAGCAGUUUCUCAUCCACAGUCACACAGCACGUGCGUGACAGUUCUGAACAAGAACCCCGCCAUCCCCAGGGUGCCUGUCACUCCUUCCAAGGCUCUGUUGGUCCCAGCAGACCUACUGCUCACACCCCUCCCUGGCCUCUGCAUCCUGGUUUCCCCAGAAGAGAGCGGGCAAGCUGGUCAGGAAUUGCCUCUUCCCGCCUCCACAGCUAAGAAAAUUCUGGACUCUGCCCUCCCUGCUCUCCCUGACACCUCCCCACACUUUUCUCUAAGUCCCAGGAACACACACACAUGCACACACACCACAGCCCGUUUUCUACACUGCCCUCCUUUCCUCCACCAACCCCACCAAUUUCCUGGCCCCCAGGGCUGGAAGGAACCCCCAAGAUCAUCUGGUUCUCCUCUCCUCACUCAGAACUGCCACUCGGAUGUCUUCCACAAGAUCCCUGCCAAGACUUCUUCAUCUUCUUCUUGCACACCUCCAAGGACGGGGAGCUUACUACCUCCCAAAGCAGUCCUUCUCUUUGGACUGCUCUGACUUUAACAUCAGCUCAAUACACGGAAGAGGUUCAUGUUUUUCUGUGGUUCUGUCCAUGGCAUCCCACUUGCUCUCCUUCCCAAAGCGAUAAGGCCACACGUUUUCCCCCGGAGCCCCGUUAUUUCCAGGCUAAAGAACCCCAGGGCACCUCAUCAUUUCUGCUGACACGGUUUUCCUGUCCCUUCGCUGUCCAUAGCACAUUUCUGAGUGUUUCCUCCAGGAUCUGGCAGGGAGAGGUUUCCCCACAGACUUACUCACACCCACACAGCACCCACAGAUCAGCCCCUCAUGUGCAGGUCUCAAAUUCUAGACCAGUGUUAGCAACUCUAUUGCAAGAUGCCUCGACCCUGAUCAGUCAGGAGUGGCUGCCAGAGGCUGUGUGGAGAAUUGGAGGCUUGGUCUGGGCUCAGUGGGGGAGGACAGUGUAAUCUUGAUUAGUGAUGUCUGCCAAACAACUCAAGCUUGUUGAGGGAUGGGUGUGGGAGGGACAGUAUGGUGCCUGCUCUCCUCUCUUCAUUGUCCCUCUUCAGGGUCUGGGAAGAGCCCAUUCUAUCUCAAAGGCCCUGUGCCAGCUUCCAGCCUCCCCUCCAGCUUUCCAGCCACUGGGAGACAGAGCAGUGGCCUAGAGCCCAGCGCUCCCCUGCUCUGCCACCUACCCCCUUCUGAGAUGCGGCCAGAGCUCUGUGCCUGCUGUAAAGAUUUGGUUUGCCCCUCCCCCCAUUUCUCCCCUUCCCCCUUGCACUCACCCUGCUGUCCUCACCAGUCCUGGCCCAUUGUGGGCUGGGUCUUUCCAGACUGUCCCUGUAUCAGUCUGCCCUGGCAACUCCAUAAAUGAUGUUAUGAACUCCCUAGCGACUGGGCAACCCCAGGACCCAGGGGGCCGUGCAGCUUGCACCCCAGCGCAGGUCUCUAGACCACCCACAAAUUGGCUUCAACUUCCUGGCAGAGGCAACGGGCUGGUGUGUGGUUGACAAAGAAAAAAAAAAAAAAUCCGGCUGGCUAGGCAGGGCUUAGGGUCAAAUUGGGCAGCUGUGUGACUUCGGUCCAGGGGCGCCCCAGGCGUCAGGGCCCCAUCUGGUCCCCACUGCCCAGGAGAAUCUGGGGCCUUCAAGGUAAGAAGAGCCGGGCAUCGGGCACCACCCCCUCCGGGCCCCCGAGAAGAAAGGCUGGUCAUGGAGGAACACCUGGGGGAGGCGGGUUUGAGGGCAGAGGUAAGACCCUCAUCCCCAAGGGCUCUCCAGAAAGGGGCCAAGGAGCCCUGAUCUGCCCCCGCUGACCACGUUCUGGGGCCGGAAAGGGGAAGCAGGCGUCUCUGCUCUGUAGCAUGAACGCAGGCUGGGAGCUGUUUGCAAGGCUCCCAGCGGCCGUUCUCGGGGGCACGAGAAGGCAAAGGCCAGCGGCCACAGCCCCUAAUAGGUGCAGAUGGCAAUUUGGGGGCUGCUGGGAGGCGGGAGGGUAGGAAGUCUCUGUGCUGAGACUUCCUGAGCCCGCUAACAGGCCAGGUGCCAGGGGAGACCUUGCACUUGGUCACAUACCCCGCCCAGCACUGAAGGCCACCUUCCCUGCUUAGUGGCUGGGCACUGGGGCCCCUCCCCAGCCUCCCUUGUCCCCUCUCUCCUCUCCAUGCCUAAGGGGCCCAGACAGGAUCCCCCAAACCGGCCGAGGCCCAGCACCCCCAUCUCCCUAGAAGCCCCCCUUCCCCUCCCCGGUGGGUCCUAUGUCGAAAGUCUAUUUUGAAAACUCUAAGUGUUCCUUGCGGUAGGUAGCAGAGCUAAUUUAUCAAGUUUAUUUCCUGUGAGCCUCCCUUUUUUAUAUUCUAUAUCAAGAGGAGUUUUUGUAAUAUAAAGCAGGACGCCCACACUGAUGGUUUUGCACUGGU